CAUUUCUCCUCUCGUAUUAUUAUUAUUAUUAUUAUUUAAUUUUAGUUUCCUUGUCCUCUCUCUUCGCACCCGCUGGCCGGCGAAGAGAUCAAUAGGGGGAGGAGGGAGGCAAACGCUUCGUCCGUGCGUUUCGAUCCGACUUUAUUUGUACUGGUCUACGAGCAUUUGCUCGAAGGUGAGGCUACGGUAGCAAGAAAAGAGAGGGGCCCGAUAGCGGCGUGGCGGCGGCGGAGAGAUGUCAACGGAAGAAGAGAAGUUGCUGAAGGAGGCGAAGAAACUUCCAUGGGAGGAUCGACUCCUGCAUAAGAACUGGAAAGUGCGAAACGAAGCCAACAUCGAUCUGACUGCCGUUUGUGACUCCAUCACCGAUCCGAAGGAUCCGCGUCUCAGAGAGUUCGGUCCUUUCUUCAGAAAGACGGUGGCCGACUCCAAUGCGCCAGUGCAGGAGAAGGCGCUCGAUGCCCUAAGUGCAUUUUUACGAGCGGCCGACGCUGAUGCAGGAAGGUACGCGAAGGAAGUUUGUGAUUCCAUUAUUUCAAAAUGCCUCACCGGUAGGCCAAAGACAGUUGAGAAAGCUCAGGCAGCCUUUCUCUUGUGGGUUGAGUUGGAGGCAACUGAAGUGUUUUUGGAAGCAAUGGAGAAGGCAAUAAAAAAUAAAGUUGCAAAAGCUGUUGUUCCUGCUAUUGAUGUGAUGUUUCAGGCUCUUAGUGAAUUUGGGGCAAAGGUGGUUCCUCCCAAGAAGAUCCUAAAAAUGCUUCCUGAACUUUUUGAUCACCAAGAUCAGAAUGUCCGCGCUUCUUCUAAAGGACUUACCCUUGAACUAUGUCGGUGGAUUGGAAAGGAACCUGUAAAGUCUAUUCUAUUUGAAAAAAUGCGAGAUACUAUGAAAAAAGAGUUAGAGGCAGAGCUUGGUAAUGUAUCUGGAGUUGCUCGUCCUACUCGGAAAAUAAGAUCUGAACAAGACAAGGAACCUGAGCCAGAAGUUGUUGCUGAAACAGUGGCUGCUGGUGCUCAUGAAGAAUCUGUAACAAAUGUUCCUCAGGAAAUCGAUGAAUAUGAGCUCGUUGAUCCUGUUGAUAUUUUGAUUCCUUUGGAUAAGUCUGGAUUUUGGGAUGGAGUGAAAGCUGCUAAAUGGUCUGAAAGAAGGGAUGCUGUUUGCGAACUUACUAAGCUUGCUUCAACUAAAAGAAUUGCUCCUGGUGACUUUUCUGAAGUCUGUCGAACACUUAAAAAGCUUGUUACAGAUGUGAAUCUGGCUGUUUCAGUUGAGGCAAUUCAAGCAAUAGGAAAUCUAGCCAAAGGUCUGAGAAAUCAUUUUGCUGCGAGCUCAAGGUUUCUCUUGCCUAUCCUACUCGAAAAGUUAAAGGAGAAAAAACCAACUCUAACUGAUGCGUUGACUCAAACUCUUCAAGCGAUUCACAAGUCUGGAUGCUUAACUUUGGCUGAUGUUAUUGAAGAUGUAAAAAUGGCUGUGAAAAAUAAGGUUCCACUUGUCCGCUCAUUAACACUAAAUUGGGUCACAUUUUGCAUCGAGACAAACAAUAAAGCUACUAUCCUUAAAUUGCACAAGGAUUAUGUGCCUGUAUUUUUGGAGAGCCUUAACGAUGGAACACCUGAAGUGAGAGAUGCGGCUUUUGCUGCAUUGGCUGCUAUUGCUCAGAUGGUUGGCUUGAGACCAUUAGAAAGAUCAUUGGAGAAACUUGAUGAGGUUAGGAAAAAGAAGUUAUCUGAUCUGAUUGGAAGCUCUGGUAGUGGUGAGGGCCUAAUAUCAGGACCAGUUCCUCCCUCUAAUUCAAGUACCAACUUAUCUGGUCCUAGGGGCACUAAUAGCUCAUGUGGAAGGCGGUCUGCCGCUAGCAUGCUUAGUGGGAAGAAACCUGCCCAAGCAUUGCCCUCUAUUAAGAAAAGUGUUGCUGCAAAGCCGUGUGUGAAAAAGGCAGAUGGUGUGGGACAAUCGAAGACUUUUGUUGAGAUUGAAGAUGUUGAGCCCAGCGAAAUGAGUUUAGAGGAAAUUGAAGGAAGAUUGGGAUCAUGCGUAAAGAUGGAAACUAUCUCUCAACUAAAGAGUAGUGUUUGGAAGGAACGUUUAGAAGCUAUUGGCUUUUUUAAAGAGGAAAUCGAGAAUCUUCAAAAUCUAGAUCAAUAUGCCGAGAUUUUGAUUCGGUUUUUAUGUGUUGUACCUGGCUGGAAUGAGAAAAACGUGCAGGUCCAACAACAAGUCAUUGAUGUAAUUACUUACAUAGCUUCCACUGUGAAAAAAUUUCCAAAGCGAUGUGUGGUGCUGUGCCUUUUGGGCAUAAGUGAAAGGGCCGCUGAUAUUAAAACACGAAAUCAAGCAAUGAAAUGCCUUACAGUUUUUUCUGAGGCAGUUGGUCCGGGAUUUGUUUUUGAUAGACUCUACAAAAUAAUGAAAGAGCACAAGAAUCCCAAGGUUUCCAGUGAAGGCAUUUCAUGGAUGGUAUCUGCAGUUGAAGACUUUGGAAUUGCACAUAUAAAGUUAAAGGAUUUAAUUGAUUUUUGCAAAGAGUUCGGGCUGCAAUCUAGCACUGCACCAAUCAGGAAUGCGACUGUCAAACUUAUUGGAAUCUUACAUAAAUUUGUAGGCCCAGACAUUAAAGGUUUUCUGAGUGAUGUCAAGCCUGCUCUUUUGAGUGCUUUGGAUGCUGAGUGUGAAAAGAACUCAUAUGAGGGUGUUGCAGCAGCUCCCAAGAAAUUGGUAAAAGUUUUGGAUUCUGAACUGCCUAUUGCAUCUGGAUCAGAUGGACUUCCUCGUGAAGAUAUUAGUGCAAAGAUAACACCUAAUUUGUUAAAGGAUCUGGGAAAUUCUGACUGGAAAGUCCGUUUGGAAUCCAUUGAGUCUGUUAAUAAAAUUCUGGAUGAAGCACAUAAGCGUAUCCAACCUGCUGGAACUGUGGAGUUGUUUGGUGCUCUUAAGAGCCGCCUAUAUGAUAGUAACAAAAACUUGAUUAUGUCAACUUUGGCUACUAUUGGUAGUCUUGCAUCAGCAAUGGGCCUUCCUGUUGAGAAAUCUAGUAAGGGGAUCCUAUCGGAUGUAUUGAAGUGUUUGGGUGAUAACAAGAAGCACAUGAGAGAAUGCACAUUAAAUGCUUUAGAUUCAUGGGUCUUUGCAGUUCACCUUGAUAAAAUGAUUCCAUAUAUUACAGUCACUCUAGCUGAUGCAAAACUUGGUGCUGAGGGACGGAAGGAUCUUUUUGAUUGGUUAACAAGACAUUUGUCAGAGGCAAAUGAUUUACCUGAUGCUUCACAACUUUUUAAGCCAAUUGCUACUGCUAUGAUGGAUAAAUCAGUCGAUGUUCGCAAGGCUGCUGAGUCUUGUAUUGUUGAAGUUCUUAGAGUCUGUGGACAAGAGGCAACUACCAAAUGUAUGAAGGAUCUGAAGGGACCUGCUUUAACAGUUGUACUUGAGCGUUUAAAGCCAUCUGAAGUGAUUGAAGAAUUUUCAGAUUCUGCUAGAGUUAUUGCUGGUGGUCCUGCUUCCAAGUCUACCAUGAAGAAUGGAAAGCUAGUAUCAAAUGUUGCCAAUGACCGUAGACCUGGCAGCAAGAUGACAUCAGUGAGAAAUGUUCCAAUAAGGGGUUCCAAACUUGACCCUUUUGCUAGUGUUCAAGAUCUUGCCGUCCAGUCACAGCCUUCAUUUAACAUUAGAGACUCCAAUAAGGAAGAUAGGGAGAAGCAUGUUCCUAGGAGAUUUAAGUUUGAGGAGCCACGUCCUGAACAAAUUCAGGAGCUGGAGUAUGAUAUCACAAAGCAUUUCAGAGAAGAUCUCCAUAGGAGACUUUUAAGCACAGACUUCAAAAAGCAAGUAGAUGGACUCGAGUUGUUGCAAAAGGUUCUGCCGUCACAUAGGACAGAUAUAUUUGAACUACUUGACAUACUUUUGAGAUGGUUCGUUCUACGAUUUUGUGAGUCAAAUACGACAUGCUUGUUGAAGGUGCUUGAAUUCCUUCCUGAGCUUUUUGAUGUUCUAAAGGAUGAGAAUUAUAGUCUGACUGAGGCAGAAGCUGCAAUAUUUCUUCCAUGCCUUGUUGAGAAGUUUGGUCAUAACAUCGAAAAGGUCCGGGAGAAAAUGCGUGAAUUGAUGAAGAAAAUUGUUAUUGUUUAUUCAGCAUCAAAGUUUUUUCCUUAUAUUGUGGAAGGUCUGCGAUCAAAGAAUAAUCGGACUCGGGUUGAAUGCGUUGAUUUCAUCGAAUGCCUACUUGAUCAUUAUGGAACUGAGAUUAGUGGACAGUUGAAAUCUUUGCAACUUGUUGCUGGUUUAACAUCUGAGCGUGAUGGUGAAAUUAGGAAAGCUGCUCUUAAUACAUUGGCUACUGCUUACAAACAUCUUGGUGAAGAUGUAUGGAGAUAUGUUGGGAAGCUUUCUGAUGCCCAAAGGAGUAUGCUAGAUGAUAGAUUUAAAUGGAAGGCCAGAGAAAUGGAUAAGAGAAAGGAAGGAAAGCCUGGUGAGGCUAGAAUUGCUCUAAGGCGUUCAGUUCGAGAAAAUGGGCUAGAUGUAGCAGAACAGUGUGGAGAAGUUUAUUCACGUUUUGUUUCUGUUCCAAUGGCAACAAGGGACAAUGUUGGUUAUGCUGAACCUGAUGAAAGGCACAUUUUAGCUCGACAGUUUGCUACUGCGAAUGGACCUACCGACUGGCAUGAAGCUCUUGAUAUCAUUGCAUUGGGUCUACCUGAACAGUCAGUCGAAGGCAUGAAAGUUAUAUGCCAUGAGUUGACACAGGCCACAGUUGACUCCAAUAACAGUGCAAUGGAAGAGCUAGCUAAAGAUGCUGAUAGAUUGGUUUCGUGCCUAGCGAAAAUGGUUCCCAGUACCUUUAAUUUCAGUCUUUCUGGAGCUUCUUCAAGAUCCUGUAAAUAUGUUCUUAAUACACUAAUGCAGACCUUCCAGAUCAAAAAACUUGCUCAUGCUGUGAAAGAGAGUACAUUAGAUAAUCUCAUAACUGAACUUCUUCUUUGGCUUUUGGAUGAAAGAGUUCCUUUGAUGGAUGAUGGUAGUCAAUUAUUGAAAGCACUUAAUGUUUUGAUGCUCAAGAUUCUGGAUAAUGCAGAAAGAACAUCUUCGUUUGUGGUGUUAAUUAGCUUGUUGAGACCUUUGGACCCAUCAAGGUGGCCAUCCCCUGCAUCAUCUGAGGCUCUCAUCAUCAGAAACCAGAAGUUCUCAGAUCUAGUUGUUAAAUGUUUAAUUAAAUUGACAAAGGUAUUACAGAGCACAAUUUAUGAAGUUGAUCUCGACCGUGUUCUUCAAAGCAUUCAUGUGUAUUUGCAAGGACUAGGGAUGGAAGAGAUUCGAAGAAGGGCUGGAGCAGAUGAUAAACCACUUAGGAUGGUUAAAACUGUUUUGCAUGAAUUAGUGAAACUCCGAGGUACAGCUAUAAAGGGUCACCUCUCUAUGGUACCUAUAGACACCGAACCUCAACCAAUCAUCCUUGCUUAUAUUGACCUAAAUCUUCAGACCCUUGCGGCUGCUAGAAUGUUAACUCCAUCUGGUCCCAUGGGACAAACACAUUGGGGUGACACUGCUUCUAAUAGUCCAGCUCCUGCAACACAUUCAGCAGAUGCUCAAUUGAAGCAAGAACUUGCUGCAGUAUUUAAGAAAAUUGGUGAUAAGCAAACCUGUACAAUCGGACUAUAUGAACUCUACCGGAUUACCCAACUCUAUCCUAAGGUGGAUAUAUUUGCUCAGCUCCAAAAUGCGAGUGAAGCAUUUAGAACAUAUAUUAGAGAUGGACUUGCUCAGAUGGAGAAGAAUGCAGCAGCUGGAAGGACACCUGCCAGCCUUCCCAUGGCUACUCCACCACCCGUAGCAACUAUUUCAUCUCCAAAGCUUGGGCCUCUUUCUCCUGUUAACGCAAAGUCAGCUAAUGCAAAAAUUGAAAGCAUAAAUCCAAGUGCAUACACAGAUGAUGGUGUUGUUGGAGCAACUACUUUGAGAAGUCAGACUGAUCUUUCAGAGUUUAAGUCUCAUUUAGGAGAUGACCGAAUGGAUCGAUAUCCAGCUGCCCCUACAGUAACAAUGGGGACUCUUGAUGCCAUCAGAGAACGGAUGAAAAGCAUACAGGCUGCUGCUGCCGCUGGCAAUUUGGAUGGUUCAGCUCGACCAUUUGGACAUGUCAACGGUAAUGUCCUUCAUGGAAUGGAUCGUGGCGAAGGGGAAGCCCCAACACAGAGCAAUAUUCUCCCAAUGGAUGAGAAGGCAUUAUCCGGCUUGCAAGCAAGGAUGGAGAGACUAAAAAGUGGAUACCUUGAGCCACUGUAGUCAUUAUUGCAGGUCAUAUAGAUCCUUGUAAAUGAGGCGGCGAGAGUUACUCUGCUAAGUGUUUAGGAAUUGGGAUCAUGAGAUGAGAAUGGUGAGAUGGGGGUCCUUGUGUAUUGAGGCUUAGUGCAUCCACCCGUGUUAUCUUUUUAUGGAGAAGCAGAUCAGAAGAUCAUCGAAGCAAACCAACCGAGGUGAUUUCUAGUGUUUUUCAUUGGUCUAAUGUAAAAGAUAAUUCAUUUGACAUGUCCAUAUUUUUUUUAAAAACCAUCUUGUUUCCAACACCCUCUGGGAAAUAUUGAUGUAUAAAAUGCUCUUUAUUUCGUUAGAACAAUCAUAAUCCCUUGCCUUAUUUUUAUUGAA
This is a messenger RNA of Zingiber officinale, 6634 nucleotides long. RefSeq names its product protein MOR1-like. The transcript has 54 exons. Gene Ontology annotation, cellular component: spindle pole; microtubule plus-end; centrosome. NCBI's taxonomy places the organism in Eukaryota, Viridiplantae, Streptophyta, Magnoliopsida, Zingiberales, Zingiberaceae. Bases 236 to 6274 code for a protein of 2012 amino acids. Gene Ontology annotation, molecular function: microtubule plus end polymerase activity; microtubule plus-end binding. The record is from RefSeq and is a predicted model, not a curated record. Gene Ontology annotation, biological process: establishment or maintenance of microtubule cytoskeleton polarity; mitotic spindle organization; microtubule polymerization.